UUACUUUUCCUAGUAAUUAGUUACUUUUUUGAUUGAGUAAUUGAGUUACUAACUCAAUUACUUUUUUUAAGAAGUAAUUUUUAAUUGUAAUUCAAUUACUUUUUCAAAGUAACGUUAACAACACUGGAAAUGAAUGCGCGACCAGGUGAGUUUACGUGGAUGGGCUGUUUUAACUGUUGAUCAUUUAAUCGUGGAAGUUAAAGUCCAUCUCCACAUUUCAGGCACUCGCUACCCCCACAGCGGCUAAUGCUAUGCUAACGGCUAGCUUAGCAGGCAGCCACAGAUUAACGUGAAACAUUCUGGAGAAGAAUAAUUAAUAAAGCUUUACAAUCUGGACCUUAGUGGGAUUUAAAGGAAUAGCAUAGAAAAAGAUUUAGCAAAAUAGAGAAGAUCAGCAUACAGAUGAUUUAUCGCCCAGCCCUAAUCUAAAUUAAUUGAUCUGACCAGAAACAUGAGCUUGAUGUCGCUUAAAUGUUGUCGUUUCUGUUUUACUAAUUCAGGUUUAAAAGUCCUUAUUUAUGAAGAAGUCUGACUAUAAAUGACAGGUUUUCUGCUAUCAGAUGCUGCUAACGUGAAACAUUUAAUUUCUGUUGGUUCCAGUUAUCAGUUCUUAUUGAUACCCAAUCAUCUGUAUCGGUGCUGAAGGCCGUUUCAGUUAACCCCUCGUUGUGUUUCUUCCUUCAUCAGUUUCGGUCCUGAACGCGUCUCGUUGCUCUCAGCUGUUUUCUCUCAGGACGACUCGUCCUCCAGCGUCACAUGUUUGACCUCCUGUCUUCCCUGACACCUUCUGUCUGCAGGAAACACCGCAAGCGUUUCUCCACAUCCUCCCGCCAUGUCUCACAACUACCCGUACAGACGGUCUGACACCGACCUCCGUCCUGAUCCUGGACCUUACAGCUCCGCAGACCGCCAACACCAGUCCAGCGACUUUUACAGGCCUCAGGAGUGCGUCUCCUACCCGUCGUCUUCCUCCUCCUCGUCCUCCAGGGCGGCGUCACAGGACGGCGUUGUGAGCAUCCUGAGCAGCUGCGGUCUGGAACCUGAAGAUCUGGGUCUGCUGGCCGAGCUGCCGGAGGACGUCCUGACCGCGGAGUCGCUGCCGCACAUCCUCAAACAGAUCAAAAGCAAAAGAGGCACUGUCAAACCUUUCCCAUCCAGCGCUCCAUCAUCAUCAUCAUCAUCCUCAUCAUCAUCCUCUUACCCCACAGGCUCCACCCACCGACCCCCCAGCAGCUUAGACCUGGAGCAGCUUCGCAACCAGCCGGUCCAGUACCCGUUGCACCUCAUACCGUCCACUUCGCUUCCAUCUAAUCAGGACCACUGGGGCUCUUCCAGGACCCGCAGAGCAGACGCUCCAUCAUCCUCAUCCUCGGGCUUCUCGGUGGGCUACCAACACAGAGCAGGCCCCUCUGACUAUGGUAAGACUGGUCCAGGUCCCUCUUUCAGCCCAGCAGAACAGGGAAGCAGAGCUCGUCCUUCUCGCCACUCUGAAGCUCAACGGCCCGAUUCCCGAGCAGCUCCUCCUCCCACAGCCAAACUCCAGGAGGGGCGGCGCGAGUCCGGCUCUUCUUCCAGCAGAAGCGUCCGACCCUCGGCCUCCACGCCCGUCAUGAAACAAGCUCUGGACUUCCACGGGACCACUCCGCCGGCGUACCCGUACUCGUGCUCUCUGUGUCAAAUCACUGUGCUGUCAGAGAGGGUUUGGAUCCAACACAUCAAUGGCACCCUGCAUGCAGACGGACAGCUCAGCCUCCUGCAGCAGUUUCCUAACUGGGACUGUCGCAUGGAAACCGUCAGCAGGGAGGACGACCAAUCGGAGAAGAGGAGGGACAAUAAGAAACCCUCCCCGCCACAGCAGACGUCCAAUCAGAGCCAAACAUCGCAGACCAACCAGAAGCUGCCGAAGACCGCAGAUAAAGGAAAAGUGGUUUGUGUGAAGUUUCCGGCUGAGUCUGUGGACGAGACGUAUCUGAGGAAGCUGACGGAACCGUUUGGAAAGAUCCUCAAGAUCCUCAUGUUUCCAUCUUUAGCGUUCUUGGAGCUCGGCACUGUGGACCAGGCCAAAGACUUGGUGAAGUUUCACGUCAACUAUCCCCCGACUGUGAACGGAGAGAAUAUCGAGUUCAGCAUCUCCAACACCUUCAGCUUCCUCCAGAGCUCUCAGGUGGUGAAUUUCAGUCCAGCUCCAGCCGGAGAAGACGGACGGUCAGAUCUGCUCAGCAUCGUGAAAAGCUUCGGCCUGCCGCUCUACACGCUGUUCCUGCCGUCUACGGCGUUUGUCGAGAUGAAAAAUGUUUUGGACGCUGAGAAGCUGGUUGAUUAUUAUUCGACCAACACACUGAGGAUAAAAAGCGACUCCAUCAAAGUCACGUUCUCCGGAGAGUUCAAGAGCCUCAUGAAGGUUCCAUCUGCAAAGAGGUACGAGGAGGAACCCCGUUCAGCCAAGAGAGCGAGGAGUUCCAGUCGAGAGAAAGACGAGAAGUCAGGGACCAAGAGGACGAGGAGGGAAUCCAGCAGAGACCGCAAGACCAGGUCCAGAUCGAGAGAAAGAUCUAAAGAAAGAUCCAGCCGACACCGGAGGAGUAGAUCCAGAUCCAGAGACAAAUCCAGCAGCACGUCCUCCAGGAAGAACAGGUCCAGAUCCAGAGACAAGUCAAGCCGAAACAGGCGGACCAGAACAAAGUCCAGGUCCAGGUCCAAGGACAAAUCAAGAACAAGGUCCAGGUCCAAGGACAAAUCAAGAACAAAGUCCAGGUCCAGGUCCAAGGACAAAUCAAGUACAAGGUCCAGGUCCAAGGACAAAUCAAGAACAAAGUCCAGCAGAGAGACCAGAUCCAAGUCCAGGGAAAAGUCAAACGGAGAGAAAAAGAGCAGAUCCAAGUCCAGAGAGAAGACCAGCAAAGAGAAACCAGGGUCCAGGGACAAGUCCAGUACCGGACCGUCCGGGAAAAAGACGGUGCAAUCAGAGUCCAGGUCUGAAGAUGAUCCGGCUUCUCUUAGCGCCUCCAAACCUGAAGCUGCAGACACAGAGCAGACAGAGGAGGAAGCAGAGGUUUCUGCAGAGGAGAGCGACAUCGAGGGGAUGGAGGUGAUCGCAGAGGACGGAGAGGAUCAGGAGGAGGAAGAAGAAGAGGAGGAGGAGGAGGAGGAGGAGGAAGAAGAGGAGGAGGAAGCUGCCGAAGAGAACGACAGUCCACAAUCACUGGAACAAGAUGAGGAGGAGAAGGAGGUGCAGGAGACAGACGAGGAGGAUGAGGAAGACGAUUGUGGGAUGAAGAAGGAAGAAUCGGAGGAAUCAGCAGAGUCUCAGGAGGACGAGCCAGUGCAGUCCUUCAGAGUGCUUUACUUCAACAACGUGCCGCUGGCCUUCUCCGACUCAGAUUUCAUCAACCUGGUGAGAGACUUCGGGACGCCGGUGCGCUACCUCCUGCUCCGUGGCCGACAACAGGGUUUCAUUGAGAUGUCGAGUUCAUCAGAGGCCUCAAGAGCUGCCAGAAAGCAGUACUUCAGACCACCCCGCAUUUACGGCGACUUGCCACUCGUCGUCCGCCUCUCCUACAAAUACCACCGGCUCGUUAACGGGACCUGUGUAACUUUGGACAAAGGCAGCAGCAGGAGGAGCAAUCGCAGAAGUCAAAGAAGAAGGAGGAGCAUAUCCAGAACUUCAGAUCAGGACGAAGCCGACAAGAGGUUGAAGAGGAAGGAGGAGUCCUCGAAGAAGUCAGCAGAGACAGAGUCAGCAUCUAAAAAGACUCCAGACAAAGAGUCAACGUCUGAAAAGACUCCAGAAGAGUCAGCGUCUAAAAAGACCCCAGAGAAAGAGUCGGCAUCUAAAAAGACUCCAGAGAAAGAGUCGGCAUCUAAAAAGACUCCAGCAAAAGAGUCGGCAUCUAAAAAGACUCCAGAGAAGGAGUCGGCGUCUAAAAAGACUCCAGCAAAAGAGUCGGCAUCUAAAAAGACUCCAGCAAAAGAGUCGGCGUCUAAAAAGACUCCAGCAAAAGAGUCGGCGUCUAAAAAGACUCCAGAGAAAGAGUCGGCGUCUGAAAGGACUCCAGAGGAAGAGUCAACGUCUGACAGGACUCCAGAGGAAGAGUCAACGUCUGACAGGACUCCAGAGGAAGAGUCAGCGUCUGACAGGACUCCAGAGGAAGAGUCAGCGUCUGACAAGACUCCAGAGGAAGAGUCAGCGUCUGACAAGACUCCAGAGGAAGAGUCAGCGUCUGACAAGACUCCAGAGGAAGAGUCAGCGUCUGACAAGACUCCAGAGGAAGAGUCAGCGUCUGACAAGACUCCAGAGGAAGAGUCAGCGUCUGACAAGACUCCAGAGGAAGAGUCAGCGUCUGACAAGACUCCAGAGGAAGAGUCAGCGUCUGACAAGACUCCAGAAGAAGACUCAACAUCUGCAAUGGCUCCAGAAGAAGACUCAACAUCUGGAAUGGCUCCAGAGAAUGAGUCUUUGAGCAAAAAAGCUGAAGAAAAAGACCUCGAAAACCCAUCAGAGAAGAAUGAUGCUGGCAGAAACAUGCCAGGAAAGAAAACAAGUCCAGAAAAUGAGACCCAAAAAAGAGAAGAAACUCCUGAGGACGACUCAGUGUCCCUAGAAUCUCUGAAGACAGAAUCAGAAAAAGACAAAAAAGAUCUGGAGAUAAAACAGGAACCAGAAGAUGAUCAGCUGGAAGAGAAACCGUCAGAGGCGGAGGAACCGAGAGAUGAAGACAAGACAACUGAAGUUUGUUUGGAGUCUGAAACGUCAGAGUUGGAGGUGAAAGAUUCAGAGUGUCAAGAUACACCAGUUGACAAUGGAGAUGGUCCAAAACCUCAACCUGAACAGAACGAUGACGCUGCAGCGGAGACGGAGCGACGGCCCGAACCCGAAAAACCUGCCAAACCUGUUGAGUCCAGGUCUGAAGAUGAUCCGGCUUCUCUUAGCGCCUCCAAACCUGAAGCUGCAGACACAGAGCAGACAGAGGAGGAAGCAGAGGUUUCUGCAGAGGAGAGCGACAUCGAGGGGAUGGAGGUGAUCGCAGAGGACGGAGAGGAUCAGGAGGAGGAAGAAGAAGAAGAAGAGGAAGAAGAGGAAGAAGAGGAGGAGGAAGCUGCCGAAGAGAACGACAGUCCACAAUCACUGGAACAAGAUGAGGAGGAGAAGGAGGUGCAGGAGACAGACGAGGAGGAUGAGGAAGACGAUUGUGGGAUGAAGAAGGAAGAAUCGGAGGAAUCAGCAGAGUCUCAGGAGGACGAGCCAGUGCAGUCCUUCAGAGUGCUUUACUUCAACAACGUGCCGCUGGCCUUCUCCGACUCAGAUUUCAUCAACCUGGUGAGAGACUUCGGGACGCCGGUGCGCUACCUCCUGCUCCGUGGCCGACAACAGGGUUUCAUUGAGAUGUCGAGUUCAUCAGAGGCCUCAAGAGCUGCCAGAAAGCAGUACUUCAGACCACCCCGCAUUUACGGCGACUUGCCACUCGUCGUCCGCCUCUCCUACAAAUACCACCGGCUCGUUAACGGGACCUGUGUAACUUUGGACAAAGGCAGCAGCAGGAGGAGCAAUCGCAGAAGUCAAAGAAGAAGGAGGAGCAUAUCCAGAACUUCAGAUCAGGACGAAGCCGACAAGAGGUUGAAGAGGAAGGAGGAGUCCUCGAAGAAGUCAGCAGAGACAGAGUCAGCAUCUAAAAAGACUCCAGACAAAGAGUCAACGUCUGAAAAGACUCCAGAAGAGUCAGCGUCUAAAAAGACCCCAGAGAAAGAGUCGGCAUCUAAAAGACUCCAGAGAAAGAGUCGGCAUCUAAAAAGACUCCAGAGAAAGAGUCGGCAUCUAAAAAGACUCCAGAGAAGGAGUCGGCGUCUAAAAAGACCCCAGAGAAAGAGUCGGCAUCUAAAAAGACUCCAGAGAAGGAGUCGGCGUCUAAAAAGACUCCAGCAAAAGAGUCGGCGUCUAAAAAGACUCCAGCAAAAGAGUCGGCGUCUAAAAAGACUCCAGCAAAAGAGUCGGCGUCUAAAAAGACUCCAGCAAAAGAGUCAACGUCUGAAAGGACUCCAGAGGAAGAGUCAGCGUCUGACAAGACUCCAGAGGAAGAGUCAGCGUCUGACAAGACUCCAGAGGAAGAGUCAGCGUCUGACAAGACUCCAGAGGAAGAGUCAGCGUCUGACAAGACUCCAGAGGAAGAGUCAGCGUCUGACAAGACUCCAGAGGAAGAGUCAGCGUCUGACAAGACUCCAGAGGAAGACUCAACAUCUGCAAUGGCUCCAGAAGAAGACUCAACAUCUGGAAUGGCUCCAGAGAAUGAGUCUUUGAGCAAAAAAGCUGAAGAAAAAGACCUCGAAAACCCAUCAGAGAAGAAUGAUGCUGGCAGAAACAUGCCAGGAAAGAAAACAAGUCCAGAAAAUGAGACCCAAAAAAGAGAAGAAACUCCUGAGGACGACUCAGUGUCCCUAGAAUCUCUGAAGACAGAAUCAGAAAAAGACAAAAAAGAUCUGGAGAUAAAACAGGAACCAGAAGAUGAUCAGCUGGAAGAGAAACCGUCAGAGGCGGAGGAACCGAGAGAUGAAGA
Molecule: messenger RNA, 6548 nt
Organism: Acanthochromis polyacanthus (spiny chromis)
Lineage: Eukaryota; Metazoa; Chordata; Actinopteri; Pomacentridae
Product: serine/arginine repetitive matrix protein 2-like
Exons: 23
Coding region: 833-6292 (1819 amino acids)
Cellular component (GO): nucleus; mRNA cleavage and polyadenylation specificity factor complex
Molecular function (GO): zinc ion binding; RNA binding
Source: RefSeq, a predicted model, not a curated record